AUGUCAAAACCAAAAAGGAAUAGACGAUCGAAAACUUACAAAAAUUUACCACAAAAUCAAUGUCCAUCAGUAUGUAAAAUCUGUCGAAACCCGGCAAUUGGUUAUCAUUAUGAGGUACCAUCUUGUAAUGGAUGUAAAACGUUCUUCCGUCGGACCAUUGUAACUGGACGGAAAUUCAAAUGUCCUAAGAUUGGCAAUUGUUUCGAAGGAGCAGACGUCAUUGACACAUCGAAACGAGUGUGUCGAGCAUGUCGAUUUGAGAAAUGUAUACAGGCUGGAAUGAAUCCACUGGCAAUUCAAGCCGAAGCGAAAACUGAGGAGGGUCAUGAACUCAAAAAGAUAAUAGCUCAGAAAAUGCUCAAUGGUGAAAAGUUUGACAGUAUAACUGUAUUCUUCAAUGUAGAAGACAAAUUGAAUCAAGUAGUUAAAAAGCUAACCUCAAUCGAAGCAAAGUUGGAAGGUGUACAUAACAAUGGCAUGCCAAUGGGAUUCACGGAUAUUAGAGAUUUGAGUACUGUCGUUUCAUCGAAAGUGAUUUAUAAUAAUGUAGAUAUUCCGUCGAUGAGUUAUGCACCUGUGAAAAUUUCUAAAAAUACUGGACUACCAAAAAGACGUAGUCGAAACUUUGUCCACUCAAGUUGCUUGGCGUCAAUUGAAUACUCGAAGGCGUUUGAUUUCACCAGUGCAAUUGACCUCUCCAGUAAGAUAACUCUGCUUCAACACACUGCUUUAUCCUGUGCCAACCUUACAAAUGCAUUUAUUACUUUUUCGAAACUGAAAUCAGACACUCUUUUGUAUCCAGAUGGAAGUAUUUAUGGACCACCGAAAAGAAAGAAGGGGCCACUGAUUGAAAAACAGAGAUCGUUUUUACAAAAGACAUUAGUUGCUUUUAUGUCGAAUAAUGUGGAUCGAACCGAAUAUAUGCUACUCAAAGCAAUAGUCCUUUGUAACCCUGGUAAGAGAAAAAACCUAAUUCAGCAUCCAAAAAAGCAAGUUUUCAGCAAACGUGAAGUGUAUGCUCAAUGCCUAUUCCGUUACUGUCUACUUCAACAUGGGACACUGAACGGUCCUGGCAGAUUUUCGUUGCUUCUUGCCAUAUGCAAUGUUCUCGAAAACCAACAAAAAUACCAGAAGGAUUACUAUUUGUACAUUAAAGUUAUUCACAGUCAAAAACACAAGGAUCCAGAAGUUUUGAAGAAGAAAUGUAUCAGUGUUGUGUAUGAUCAGAUAAUGGACCCGUGA
Molecule: messenger RNA, 1242 nt
Organism: Caenorhabditis briggsae
Lineage: Eukaryota; Metazoa; Nematoda; Chromadorea; Rhabditida; Rhabditidae
Gene: Cbr-nhr-153
Product: Protein CBR-NHR-153
Exons: 7
Coding region: 1-1242 (413 amino acids)
Biological process (GO): anatomical structure development; regulation of transcription by RNA polymerase II; cell differentiation
Molecular function (GO): nuclear receptor activity; RNA polymerase II cis-regulatory region sequence-specific DNA binding; zinc ion binding
Source: RefSeq, a predicted model, not a curated record